CAGCGGCUUCCUUCAGGAGCACACAAAGAAAGCCAAAAACAGUCAGCCGGACUGCACAAAACGGACUGUGCUUUUUCCACGAGUGCAGGAUGUAACGCAGCGUGCCGUACAGAGCUGGAGUGCUGAGGAAACUCUUUUUUUGUGAUAGAACAUCAUGCUUUUUUAGAUGCUCAGCAGACGAGAGAUGAAUUUCUAGCCGGGUUGAGAUCAGGACGCGGCGUUUGGAUGCAGGAACAUGAGGGAGAGAGACAGCAGGGCACCAGCAGUGCCCAGGUGGGGGUUCUCCCAGCGGGACGGGGCAGCGGGACGGGUGGGGCUCCGGUGGAGGACAUGCAGGCGCUGUCAAUCACAUCUCUCUCCGCCUCGGAGCUGGAACAGCAGUAUGAGCUGAUCAGUCCUUUAGGGAAGGGCACAUAUGGCAAAGUCGAUUUGGUGGUGCAUCGGACACAGGGAACUAAACUGGCUCUGAAGUACGUGAGUAAGAACAAGACGAAGUUGCGUAGUUUUCUGCGUGAGUACAGCCUGACGGCCGCGCUGGGCUGCAGCCCGUUUAUCAUCAAAGUUCUGAACGUGCCGUUUGAGACGGAGGACAGCUAUGUGUUCGGACAGGAGUACGCACCUGCGGGAGAUCUGUUCGACAUCAUCCCACCUCAGGCCGGUUUGCCGGAGGAGAUGGUCAAGCGCUGCGUUCAGCAGCUGGGUUUGGCUCUGGACUUCAUGCACAGCAAGAGUCUCGUCCAUCGGGACGUGAAGCCAGAAAACGUUCUGCUCUUCGACCACGAGUGUCGACGCGUGAAAUUGGCAGAUUUAGGAAUGACACGGCGGGCAGGCAGCCGGAUCAAGAGGAUCAGCGGCACCAUCCCAUACACCGCCGCCGAGGUGUGCCAGGCCUCGGUAUCGGAGGGAAUCGUCGUGGCAACGACCCAGGACGACGUGUGGGCAUUCGGAGUUCUACUGUUCUGCAUGCUGACGGGAAACUUUCCGUGGGAAGCGGCGUUGCCUAGCGACGCAUUCUUUUCGGAAUUUCAGCGAUGGCAGCGGGGGGCGUUUCCUCCCGGCGUUGUUCCCUCCCAAUGGCGGCGGUUUUCAGAUGAUGCUUUGCGAAUGUUUGGCCGGCUGUUGGCGUUGGAGCCGGAGCGGCGCUGUGGGGUUAAAGAGGUGUUCUACUUCCUCAAAUACGACCUGCUGAAUCAUCACCGCCGCAGAGCUUCCUGUAGGGUGCCUAGGGGCGGUUCAGCACGAUGCUCCGCCCACAGACACACAGAGCCCUCUCCGCCUUCAGGCACUUCCUGUCUACGCCCCACCCCCCUCAAACGUAGCAUCCUGUCCGAACCGCAUUCUUCUAGGGAGGAGUCCUCCAAAAGCCCAUCGCCCAACCGCCAAGACAAGAGCAAAGUGAUGAUGACCACUCCUAUUGAGAUUUGUGUAUGAAGCCAAAACUGGAUAUCUCACUCAAAGCUGAUCAAAAAAGGUAGCAAUAUUACUUCGGAACUACUAUUGGGAAAAUGUUUGCACAGGAACGUCAGCGUAUUUCAUAAUGGAAGUUAGAAUAGUAAUAGAACUGCCAUAAAUGUAGAUCUAGCAAAACUAUUACAUGGUGACUUUGAAACCUCGCUAAUUUAGAGUAAAAGACAUAGCUUUGGUAGGUCACUUUAGC
Sinocyclocheilus grahami is the source of this 1657-nucleotide messenger RNA. Its product is annotated as serine/threonine-protein kinase SBK1-like. Bases 226 to 1431 code for a protein of 401 amino acids. Gene Ontology annotation, biological process: protein phosphorylation. Gene Ontology annotation, molecular function: ATP binding; protein serine/threonine kinase activity. The transcript has 5 exons. The record is from RefSeq and is a predicted model, not a curated record. Lineage: Eukaryota; Metazoa; Chordata; Actinopteri; Cypriniformes; Cyprinidae.